This is a messenger RNA of Trypanosoma rangeli, 906 nucleotides long. RefSeq names its product metaciclina II. Lineage: Eukaryota; Euglenozoa; Kinetoplastea; Trypanosomatida; Trypanosomatidae. The coding region runs from base 1 to 906 and encodes 301 amino acids. The record is from RefSeq and is a predicted model, not a curated record. The transcript has a single exon.
AUGGCCCACUGCCACUCAAACAAUGAACACUGUCAAACUGCCUCCAGUGCGGGGCUAGACGUUUUAGACUUCGCAGAUGAUCUCACAGGACGAGCCGCAUUUUCAUGGAUGCGUUCCCCGCUUGCUGGUGAGGAUGGGAUGGAGAACUGUUCGCACCAGCAGAUUGAUGACGUGGCUGACAUGCCUGAUAAGAUGAAAGGAACACCGAACACAUGUGUGUCUUCAGAUCAUGGCACAAGCUACCGUGAACAUGGUUUGCAUGGUGACACGCCAACUACGGGGUUGUGUGUGAGCGACCUCGCAGUCGUGUGCUUAGAAUCCAUCAAUGUUACCACCACCACCACCGCUGGGACCAUCGCCACCCACGCCCCUAAAUCUGUGGUAUUCGGGUCUGUCCUUUCCCGUUUGGGACUCACGUCAUCAAUGCUCUCUUCUCUUUCUUCCUCACCGUUACGAUGCGAUGAUGAAAAGAGUGUGGGGCAUUCUGCCUUUGUCGUGGAAUCCGAUCAAGAGAAGGACGAUGGCUGUGAUUACCUGAAUGACCCUAGCAAACCGCGACCAUCAACAGCUAGUACCACGGUCAUGGGUCCUGGUGUCAUUGCCGCAUGUGAGUCAGCGGCAGCGACGCCCCAAAAGAACGUGACACAGAAACAGUUGAACGAAGCGUGCUCAUCUGAUAAGGAUGUGAAAUUCGCAGGGACGGGCAAGGAAUUGUACACAGCCUGGAAAUUGUUGGCGCCGCGGCGGAAAGUGGUACAGCUUCGCUCCAUGGCUCACAAGUAUGCGCUGGAAGUCGUGCGCCAACGCUACGGCGGCAGGACUGUGGCUAGUUUAUCCAAGCAAUUUCCAAGAGGAUCGUGGUGUGCAUUGAGAGGGGAAAUACCCCCUUCCCCUCCCACUGGGUGA